Molecule: messenger RNA, 375 nt
Organism: Nannospalax galili (Upper Galilee mountains blind mole rat)
Lineage: Eukaryota; Metazoa; Chordata; Mammalia; Rodentia; Spalacidae
Product: H-2 class I histocompatibility antigen, alpha chain-like
Exons: 2
Biological process (GO): immune response; positive regulation of T cell mediated cytotoxicity; antigen processing and presentation of endogenous peptide antigen via MHC class Ib
Cellular component (GO): external side of plasma membrane
Molecular function (GO): signaling receptor binding; peptide antigen binding
Source: RefSeq, a predicted model, not a curated record
AUCUACCAGAGGCACAUGUGACCCAUCACACCAGACAUGAAGGUGACGUCGCCCUGAGGUGCUGGGCCCUGGGCUUCUACCCUGCUGACAUCACCCUGACCUGGCAGAGAGAUGGGGAGGACCUGACCAAGGACAUGGAGCUUGUGGAGACCAUGCCUGCAGGUGAUGGAACCUUCCAGAAGUGGGCAGCUGUGGUGGUGCCUUCUGGAGAGGAGCAGAGAUACACAUGCCAUUUGCAGCAUGAGGGGCUGCCUGAGCCCCUCACCCUGAGAUGGGAGGAAUCUUCCUCAUCCUUCCUCCUUAUUGUGGUUGUCGCUUUCUUCAUUGGUGCACUGGGAGCUGUGGCUAUGGUGAGGUGGAGGAGGAGGAGCUCAG